AUGGCUUCUGAUCGAUUUCAUGGCAUAGACGGUAAAACCCAGACUGAAUUACUUACAAUUGAGAGCUGCAUUUCCCGUACAUUCAAGAACCCUGUGCUUCUAUUGGAGGCGCUCCAAUUCCCCAGAUCGAUUGUGGGAUGGCAUGGCUCUGAUGACAACACGGGUUUACAAGUGGUCGGUAGCAACGCUAUCAGCCUUGCACGUGCCGCUGUCGAGUACAACUACACCGGUCUAGCUAAUUCUCGUGUAUCGAACGAAACCCAUAACACCAUGUGGCUGGAAGACAGCGUGUCUGUGUGUGGGAGGAAAAUAGGAUGGUUGGACAUGAUCGAAAGAAGCGGUUACGGAGGUGACCAAAAUGAAGCUACCGCCAUUCUUCGGCUCACUAUCAAAGCGCUUAUGGGAGCUGUGUACAUAGAUGGUGGCAUGGAAGCUGUUGUUGUAGUUCUGGAUGAGUAUGAUGACCAUCUGAUCAGGGCUAGUUUGGGCCGUGAAGGUGGAGGAUGA
Letharia columbiana is the source of this 507-nucleotide messenger RNA. RefSeq lists its product as uncharacterized. The record is from RefSeq and is a predicted model, not a curated record. Gene Ontology annotation, biological process: RNA processing. NCBI's taxonomy places the organism in Eukaryota, Fungi, Ascomycota, Lecanoromycetes, Lecanorales, Parmeliaceae. The transcript has 2 exons. Gene Ontology annotation, molecular function: ribonuclease III activity. The coding region runs from base 1 to 507 and encodes 168 amino acids.